AUGGCGCUGGUCGAAGAUCCGAAGGUAAUCUUGACGCGUGCUACUGACAAGAUCGCACUCGACGACCAAAUUACGGUGGAGCAGUACCUGCAGCAGGUGUGCGACGUCUGCAUCGAGCUUCUCGCCCAGCACACGGAGCGAAGGAUCGAGGAUUUCCGACGAGAGGCGGCCCUCACCAAGGCGGCGUUGGAGAAGAAGCUGAAGGCCACCCACUUCUGA
Messenger RNA from Acanthamoeba castellanii str. Neff, 219 nucleotides. RefSeq lists its product as uncharacterized. NCBI's taxonomy places the organism in Eukaryota, Discosea, Longamoebia, Acanthamoebidae. The coding region runs from base 1 to 219 and encodes 72 amino acids. The record is from RefSeq and is a predicted model, not a curated record. The transcript has a single exon.